UGUGAUUGGUUGCAGAGACCGCGAUUGGUGGCGGCCGGACCUCUCCGCCACUUCCUGGAGUCUCAUGUCCCCGUCGUCAAGACCGACUUCCGCCCAACGUUUUGGUGUGUCGGCGGGAGAAUUCAGACCAUCGUCCGGGUACUCCUCCUAUCCCGCCCCCGACCGGCCUACAGGAACGAGGUGAUCGGCACGGCGGACGGCGGUCAGAUAUCUCUGGACUGGAGUGACAACGAGGACAGCGCACAUUUCCCAGAAUCCUCCUCUCGCCCCACCGUCCUCCUAUUACCGGGACUCACCGGGAACAGCCGGCAGUCCUACAUCCUGCACCUCGUCCAGCAGGCCCGCAGAGACGGCUACAGGGGUGGUGAGGAGCUCCUGACUCAUCGGACGUUCUGUGCCGCCAACACUGAAGACCUGAGCCGGGUGGUGGAACAUGUCAGGAGCCGCUGGCCCGGGGCCCCUCUGCUGGCCGCGGGGGUCUCGCUGGGCGGGAUGGUCCUCCUGAAUUAUUUGGCCUCCAGUGGCUCCGGGUCUCCGCUCCGCGCUGCCUUAGUUUUCUCCACCCCCUGGGACGUCUUCGCAUCAACCGCCUCCCUGGAGAGGCCACUAAACUACUUCCUGUUCAACCGUCACCUGGCCUCCGGCCUGCGGAACACGGUGCUCCGGUUCCGGGACGCCAUCGGGAAGGUUCUGGAUGUGGAUCAUAUUAUACAGUCUCGUUCUAUCCGGGAGUUCGAUGAGCGAUAUACGGCCGUUGUCUUUGGUUACGGGUCAUGUGACGAGUAUUACCGCCAUGCCAGUCCGCACACCAAGCUGGGGGAGGUGAGGACGCCGGUGCUGUGCGUGAACGCGGAGGACGACCCCUUCUCCCCCCUCCCAGCCAUCCCGGUGACUGAGGCCUCGGCUAACCCCCACGUGGCGCUCCUGAUCACGGCUCAUGGUGGGCACAUCGGUUUCCUGGAGGGACUCUUCCCCAAUCACCAGCGUUACAUGGACCGCGUCUUCAGCCAGUUCUUGGGGGCCGCACUCAAUCACAGCCAGGAGCUGAGGAGAGACACAGCCGCCGAUCCCGCCUCCUGA
This is a messenger RNA of Nanorana parkeri, 1080 nucleotides long. Its product is annotated as protein ABHD1-like. Gene Ontology annotation, biological process: medium-chain fatty acid catabolic process; medium-chain fatty acid biosynthetic process. The transcript is spliced from 8 exons. The annotation marks the transcript as partial. Gene Ontology annotation, molecular function: acetylesterase activity; monoacylglycerol lipase activity. The record is from RefSeq and is a predicted model, not a curated record. NCBI's taxonomy places the organism in Eukaryota, Metazoa, Chordata, Amphibia, Anura, Dicroglossidae.